Messenger RNA from Panicum virgatum (switchgrass), 1203 nucleotides. RefSeq lists its product as uncharacterized. Bases 146 to 892 code for a protein of 248 amino acids. The transcript is spliced from 5 exons. The record is from RefSeq and is a predicted model, not a curated record. Lineage: Eukaryota; Viridiplantae; Streptophyta; Magnoliopsida; Poales; Poaceae.
GCAUGCUAUCCUUUCCUUGUGAGCCGAACGUUCUUCCAUGGCAUCGCCGGCUCGCCGGAAUUCCGAACCCUACUCGGUCACGUAUAAGACGUCUGCAACCCAUCAAUCCGUUCCACAUUCAGACCUGUGAUUUAACCUGAACCCCAUGGACUCGACCCUGCCGCGUCUUCUUCCUCCUCUCCCGUCGCUUCACCAUCAGCGCCGCCCGAGCCGUCCAAAGAUCAUUCCAGGAGAUCACGACGGCCUCGGCGGCGGUGGCAGGGUGCCGGCGCGUGUCAGGACGACGGGCGGAGGACGACAAAACUCCGGCAAGUUCUGCGCGAAAGGGCUGUUCGGCGCAGGCGGCGGCGGCGGCCUCCGGACCGUGAUGAGGAUGGUGAAGCUGAACUCGACCAUCCAGAACCGGAGCGUCAGGGAGCUGCUCAAGCUCGUCGGCGACGAGUGCCUCUACUUCCUCGGCAACCUCCGGUCCGUUGAUGUUUCGCAGCUGGGCAAGGACGUGUUCCUGCUUCUCCACGCCCUGAUGGUCCGGCACCACGUGUCGCUCGUGCUCAAGCCGUCGCCGGACGAAGCGGGCUUUGACCUGGGCGUCAAAUGGUCUCUAGAGUGGAAGGGGCACAAGCUGCCUUGGGACCUAGACUGCAACGUCUCCACCAAGCACGUCUACAGGGGCCUCCUGCUCGUCAGCCAAGUUAACAAGACCUGCGUGCCACUCCUUCAGAGGAUUCUUGGGAUCAUCCAGCAGAAUUUGGACGCUGUAAUUUUGACUAUUGUGAACAAGGUCCUGCCUGAAGGUACCCUUGACGAGAAGAAGACCAGCACCAUCAUUUUCUGCGUCAUCAUUGGUCUAGUGGUCAUGGUCCUGUUCUACGCCUUGUUCAAGAACUUGUAGGUUCAGGAGAGCAAGGCACGAUUAUCCACUAUUGUACAGUUACCAAAACCUUCUUGUAAAUCAUCAUCUGUUGUAUUUUCGCAAGAAGAAGAAACCGCAGGAGCGUCCAGUAUUUUCGCAAGAAGAAGAAACCGCAGGAGCCGUCGGCUUCAAGUUCCAGUGGCUGAGUUUGUUUAUUUGUUGAGUUUGUUUAGCAAGUUGUUAGCGUGAUCCACUUUGUUAGGGAGUUGUUGGGUCCUCAAUGUUAUAAAGGGGAGACUAAACAUUAUUCAGAUUAAGCAAGGAAUAAUUAUCCACAUAAUUUGGUUGUU